This is a messenger RNA of Letharia columbiana, 1662 nucleotides long. RefSeq lists its product as uncharacterized. The record is from RefSeq and is a predicted model, not a curated record. Bases 1 to 1662 code for a protein of 553 amino acids. Gene Ontology annotation, molecular function: lysine-tRNA ligase activity; ATP binding; tRNA binding. Gene Ontology annotation, cellular component: cytoplasm; mitochondrion. Gene Ontology annotation, biological process: mitochondrial lysyl-tRNA aminoacylation. Lineage: Eukaryota; Fungi; Ascomycota; Lecanoromycetes; Lecanorales; Parmeliaceae. The transcript has 4 exons.
AUGAGAACUUCGCUGAGAUGCCUUGGUCCUGCUCUCCGCCCUUACGCUCGUCCAACAGCCCGAGCAGCCCACCUCCGCUUCUACAGCACCGAACAGGCUCAACUGGUUCCACGAGUACGAACGUCGAGCGGUGGUGACAGGGCUAAAUGGCAGCACGAAGAACAGUAUCCGCGCAUAAAAAAGCAGGACACCGUCCUAGACUACCAUACGUUCAAAGAGCGGUACAAGGAUCUGCGUCCAGGAGAAUUCAAGCCUGACGAUGAAGUGGUCGUGCGUGGAAGAAUAUGGUCGUUUCGGGUUGCAGGCUCAAAGCUGGCAUUCCUUGACUUGUUCCAAAACAAUCGGUCUCUCCAAUUGAACAGCCAUCGAUUACAAUGCGUGCUUGACUUCACCCAUAUAGCCCACUCUAUUAUCAAAGCCGCAGACUUCAAGGAUUUCCUGAACCAGCUUCACCGAGGGGACAUCUAUAGUGUCAAGGGGAUCCCGCAUAGGACUCCAAGAAAUGACUUGUCUGUACUAGCGACAGACAUACCCCAGCUCCUCUCGCCUUGCACACAAUCUCUUCCUGCAUUCUUGUUGGACAAGGAAACAAAGAUCCGUAACCGGCAUGUGGACUUGCUUCUGAACCCGCAAUUAGCAGAUAUCGUUCAGCUUCGAUCAGAGAUUACGAAGUUUCUUCGUCAAUGGCUGUUAGAUGAAGGGCACACCGAAGUACAGACUCCGAUAUUGGCUGACGCAGCCGGAGGUGCUGUUGCGAGACCGUUUCACACGUCUGCGACUGAGUUUCAGGAUCGUCAAAUUGCACUUCGUAUAGCACCUGAGUUGUGGCUGAAAAGACUGAUCGUGGGAGGGUUUGAGAGGGUAUUUGAAAUUGGUCCAUCGUUUCGCAAUGAAGGUAUCGAUCUCAGCCACAACCCCGAAUUCACCACCUGCGAAUUCUACAGGAGCUACGCAGAUAUAGAAGAACUAAUCAACACGACUGAGCGUAUGUUUCUUGGGCUAUCCAGAGUCGUCACUUCUGUCGUUCACUCCGACUGCCGAGCGCUGAUCCCGCCUAAAAUUGAUUUCAGUCCACCAUUGCCACGCCUGGACUUUAUUCCAGCCAUCGAGGCAGCAACCGGCAAGCAACUGCCAGAACUAACAUGGCCGGACGCCCAGGCUCAACUACUCCUGCUGUUCAACGAGUGCGACAUUCCUCUUCCGUCUCUCCCAACCUUACCACGCCUUCUGGACAGACUGUCCGCAAAAUAUCUCGAGCCGCAGUGCUUCGGCCCAACAUGGAUCAUCAACCACCCGGAAUGCCUCUCUCCACUUUCAAAGUCCUUCAUGCACCCAGAUAACCAACAGCGCGUUUCAGCUCGAGCAGAGCUCUUUGUUAGGAACACCGAGCUGGUCAACUGCUAUGAGGAAGAGAAUUCGCCCAUCGAGCAGCGGCGCAAGCUUGAGAACCAAUUGCAAUACCAUGAGGAAGACCCCAAGGCUGGAAUCGACGAGGACUACCUGCAGGCGCUUGAGUGGGGGCUGCCUCCUACCGGAGGCUGGGGUUGCGGUAUCGACAGGCUGUGUAUGCUCUUCUCUGGAACUAACAGGAUUGCUGACGUACUUUCGUUUGGGACGCUCAGGAAUGUUGUUGCGUUGGGCAGGGUUAGCAAAAGGCCGUGA